This is a messenger RNA of Erythranthe guttata (spotted monkey flower), 1406 nucleotides long. Lineage: Eukaryota; Viridiplantae; Streptophyta; Magnoliopsida; Lamiales; Phrymaceae. The record is from RefSeq and is a predicted model, not a curated record.
UGUGGUUAUUGUGUUUUUUUUUUUUUAAUGUUUAAUAGUUCCUUUCUUGUGGAAGCUGAUGUAUAGUUGCAUACUUAUUAGCAGGAGAAAGUGGAAAAAAUGCAGAGUAGCUGGAUAAUGGAUGCUCAUAAACCAAGUGCGAGCCGUCGUAAUCGAAGUUCGAUUAGAGAUCGAAAGAUGGCAUUGCAACAAGAUGUUGAUAAGUUAAAGAAAAGACUUAGACAUGAAGAAAAUGUUCACAGAGCUCUCGAGAGAGCCUUUACCAGACCGCCCGGAACUCUUCCUCGUCUCCCUCCGUAUCUUCCGGCUCACACACUCGAGCUUGUAGCUGAAGUGGCUGUUUUGGAAGAAGAAGUUGUUCGCCUCGAAGAAAAAGUAGUUCAUUUCAGACAAGGACUAUAUCAAGAAGCUGUCUACAUUUCUUCGUCCAAGAAGAAUAUCGAUAAUUCAGCUGAUUUUUGUCAAAUUAAACCGAAGCAAUCCAAGUCAUCACUUUUACCUUCUCUUUCAGAUGAAAUGAGAGAAAAAGAGAACCGAUCAAGCACCGAUUCCUCGAAGAACAAACAACUAUCACCAAAUUUAAAAGCACAACCGGUAGAAAUUCCCGUGAAAAAGCAUCCCAUUAAACGCAGAUCGGUUGUAUUACAGUUGGAAAAGCGAGUAACGGAGGAUUGUAGUUCAGAAGGGAAGAAUAUUCCGGAUCAAGAGGAAAUAUCGUUAAUAGACGAGAAUCCAAACAGAAUAUCCGAGAGCAUUUUGAAAUGCUUAAUGAACAUGUUUUCAAGAAUGAGCUCCAAAAAUAAUCGGAUAAUUUCUUUUGAUAGUGAUCCUUAUAAUUUAUGUUCCAUGUUCGGUACGAGAGAUAUUGGUCCGUAUAAGCAUUUAUCUUCAAUUGGCUCGGACUCUAUUGAUCGAGACCGAACAACUAUAUCCAUAUUUCUUGUUCAAAGAUUAAAGAUUCUAUUUCGGAGACUUGCAAGAAUUAGCUUCAAGGGACUAAGCCAUCACGAAAAGCUUGCGUUUUGGAUAAACAUUUACAAUUCGUGCAUGAUGAAUGCAUUUAUCGAGUACGGCGUUCCAAAGUGUCCCGAAAGGGUUGUUGAGCUGAUGCAAAUGGCAACGGUAAAUGUCGGCGGGCACGUUCUAAAUGUAAUAACCAUCGAGCAUUUCAUUCUGAGACUGCCUUAUCACUCGAAAUAUACUUUCUCGAAAGCCACGGAGUACCACGAGAUGAUGACGCGUGGCAUUCUCGGAUUGGAAUUAUCCGAACCGUUGGUUACAUUUGCUCUCUCUUGUGGAAGCUGGUCCUCUCCUGCUGUAAGUUUAUCGAAAAUAAUUCAUCCAAAUAAAAAAAAUAUAUACUAAUGCCACUUUUAAGACAUCCAUCCACCUCGAUAUGUUUCAUA